Messenger RNA from Culex pipiens pallens (northern house mosquito), 3677 nucleotides. It is a transcript of the gene Syt14, whose product is annotated as synaptotagmin-14. Lineage: Eukaryota; Metazoa; Arthropoda; Insecta; Diptera; Culicidae. Bases 1079 to 2941 code for a protein of 620 amino acids. The record is from RefSeq and is a predicted model, not a curated record. The transcript has 7 exons.
AAAAAUCUGGACUGAAACCAAUUUUCCACGGAUAAAAGGUGCCGCGAAACGAUCCGGAUAUCCCAGAAACAACUUCCGGAAGUGCAAAAGUGACAGAUUUGGGCUCAAUCCGGGAUCGGGAAAAAGUGCGAACAAGGAAUUUUCCGGAUUGGUAGCCGUCGUGGGGAUUGCCUGCCUUGCAGGCGAAAACUUGCUGGGACCCCGUGCUGCUUCCUGGGGUGCUCGAUUGCAGCAAUUUGGGCGAUUUUCUUCAGCGCUGGAAGUUGCGUGCGGAACAAAUGCGACAUUUUUGGAUCUUUUUCGAGGAACGUAAUCCUGGGUAGUCGUCACCUGGACUAGUUUUGGGAACAAGCAGCGGAAGAAGGAGGGGAAAAAAUUCGGAAGUCGAACACAGGUUUUGCAUAGCUUUAGGGGUUUGUUUCUAGUGUGUUUAAGCUGCGAUUGCCUACUUGUGGGCGCAUUAGUCAUAGUGAUUUGCCGAAAUUCGUAGAAUUUUGAUCAAUUUACUAAAUUUUUAACUAGUGGAAAAAGUGGAAUGAAAAUUUUUCCCACUUUUGAGGGUGUGUGUGAGUGUGUGAAAUCGCCAGAGAGAGAGUGAGGAAAAGUGCGUAAUUUAAGGAGAGAGCUUUCGGGGUUUGUUGUCAUCCCGCCUGGAGGUGUGUUUGUGGGCUCUCUCCCUCUCAACUCAAAGUAAAUUGUCCAAGCUCUCACAGGAACACGUGUGUGACGGGGCCAGCUCCAACCAAUCGAUACCAGCGAGGAGAUCAGGAAGGAAACAAAAUAAAAACACCCUCGUCCUCUGGCAGUCAACAAAAAGAGCAGCAGCCCUUCCUCUGGCCCGUGCGGAUUAUCAACCCCGUUUGAACUCGCUCUCCGACCCGCCCGUUGAGAUGGUGGUAGUGGUACCGCAGGCCACCUUCCAACCUUGGUGGUAGUGAUGAUGUUUGGAAUUUCGCGUAGAAUGCACCGCGCGAGUUGAAGAGCUGCUGGUGCAAGACUGCAAGUAACUCUGCAUACAUUCGGGCGUAAUCGGGCGGAACAUCGUGCCAUCUAGUCGGCGGAAUACGCGGCGAGAACCAUGAUUUUGAUAGCCGGAGUGGAUAAUUACCUGAACGUUCCCAUGGAGACCACCACCUUCCUCGGAGCCGCGCUCGGCUUCAUCGCGCUGCUGCUCGUGCUGUUUCUGUACAUCAACCGGAAGUGGUGCUUCGCCACGCCCGGUUCGUUUCCGUGCUGCGACGAGCUCACGCUGCCGGCCAAAACGGUGCACACCAUCCGAAGUCGCUUCGCGUACGACGGCCACUCCAGCUCCGACUCGGAGGAGGAGAUCCUGCGCCGGCUGAAGCUGCAGCAGUCCUGCUCGCUACACAGCGGCAGCGGCGGCCAGCUGUCCCGGUACGGGGCCGGUGGGCUGGGCUCGCUAGAUCCGGAUCUAGUGUCGAACCUGCAGCACAUCACCAUCGGAGCGGCGCCACCGACGGAGGACACCGGCGGCGGGAGUCGGAAGGAGCGCAAGCAUAGUCACCGCCACCACCACCAUCAUCAUCAUCAUGGGAGUUCGGGAUCGAGGGAUCCGUUGGCGCUGGCGGAGCGUGGCAAGAUCGGGAUGCCGCACUCGAGCAGCGAGUGCAGCUCGAACAGCUCGGUGGAGGCGUCGGUCGAGAGUAAUACGGGUUUGGUGGGUGGGGAGAAGAAGGAUCGGAGGUUGAUCUUGCCGUCGGCAAGUGGUGGACAGAGGGGGAGCUCGUCGAUUAGUCCGUUGAAGGAGGAGGAAGGUAAGGUGAACAACAAUGGGAAGUAUGGGCGGCUGCCGGUGCAGCAUCAGGACAGUUUGGAGGACGUGCCGGACAUCAACAGCAAUCAAGACUGCAUCGUGGUUCUUUCGCAAGAGCCGCUGUUCGACACCAGUGACCUGAAGUCGCUCAAGUCGGACUCCGGUACGAUCGGCCCGGGACCGGAGAGUCCAACCUCGACCAGCAGUCCGAACGGCGUGCUGGAGGUGUCCCUGCUGUACGACGCACCGAUGCGCAAGAUGACGGUGCACGUGCUGCAGGCGCGAGGAAUUCCGUCCCGUAACCCGCCCGUUCCUGUGGAAACAUCGACGUCCGCCUCGACGACCGCGACAACGAAGGCCAGCAGUCAGUCGACGACCCACACCCAGGUGCGCCUGCUGAUGCUGCCCAGCAAGAAGCAGAAGCACAAGACCAAGAUCCGCUCCGGCGAGAACCCGCAGUUUAUGGAGAGCUUCCUGCUGCACCGGGUCAACCCGGAGGAGGUCAACUCGAUGGGGCUGCGCAUCCGGGUGUACGGCUGCGAGCGGAUGCGCCGGGAGCGGUUGAUCGGGGAGGCGAUCGUCAGCUUCGCCAACAUCGACCUGGAGCUGGAGACGAACCUGUGGUUGCCGCUGGAGCCGAGGGCUAACUCGACGAACACCGGUUCCACGAGCGACCUGCUCAGUUUGGCACGGUCGGACAGUACGGGCUCGACGACGUCCAUGCAGCACGGAGGAGUUCCGGAGCUGCUGCUUGGCCUGGGCUACAACGGCACUACCGGACGGUUGACAGUUGAGAUUGUGAAGGGCAGUCAGUUCCGGAACCUGGCGCUGAACAAGGUCCCCGACACGUACGUUAAGCUGUGUCUGGUGAGCAGCAUGGGCCAGGAGAUGGCGCGGGCCAAAACGUCAACGCGACGGGGCCAACCGAAUCCGCUGUUCAAGGAGACGUUUAUCUUUCAGGUGGCCUUAUUCCAGUUGAACGACGUCACGCUGAUGGUGUCGGUGUACGCCAAGCGCAACAUGAAGCGCAACGAGAUGGUCGGCUGGUUCAGCCUCGGGCUCAACUCGAGCGGCCCGGAGGAGAACGGCCACUGGGGCGACAUGCGGGACGCGAUGAACCCUCGCUCGGAGCUGGUGACACGAUGGCACGUCCUGGUGGACUCCUGAUUCAACUAGCUAGGGCUCUCCCCUCGGCAGAGCACGGUAAUCAGCGACGAUAUCGCGGAGGUGGCCAUCGCCGGCGGAGCGCGUCGCUCCUCCGGCCGGACGCGGCGCAGUUCCGGGAGUGUGGCACCGACGGCAACGUCGUCGGUGGUGUCCUCCCCGCGGGACCCCGAGCGGCACCCGAUUCUGAUGGUGCCGUCGCCGGUGUCACGUGGUGACUCGGUGGCCGUCGAUAUCUCGAUGAUGCCUGGGAGUGACCUAGAAUUUGUCUAGAUAAGUGAGUGGGCGAGUGAGUGCGUGAGAUCUAGUUUGCCUAGUGAGCGUGAGAUGGCGCGCGCGCGUGAGAACUUUUCGAUGUGAAAUCUAGUUGUGACGUUUGUUUCGGAAUCCAGAUGUGAGCAAGAAAAAAAACACGUGGUAAUAUUUAAGUUCCAAUCCCCCCAAAACAAGAAAAAACCAUUUUGGAUGUUUUUAAUCGUAUAUUGUUGUGACACACACAAACACACACGCGUAAACUUAACAAUUCAAGCUCUAAAAUGUUAAAUGUUGUAUGGAACUACCGUGAAACACACAAACUAUGUGUGUUGAAUAUUUUGCAAAACAAGGAGAAAUAAAAGAGAGGAAAAGUUGUAGUGAAAUAUUUGGAAUGAAUUAAACAAAAAUCAAACUCUAGUUACCAACAUAACCAAAAACAAAACGAACUUUGAUGAAAAGACCUUUUCUUGACCUGGGAAAGGAG